Messenger RNA from Plasmopara halstedii, 1620 nucleotides. RefSeq names its product forminhomology 2 domaincontaining protein. Gene Ontology annotation, cellular component: WASH complex. Bases 1 to 1620 code for a protein of 539 amino acids. NCBI's taxonomy places the organism in Eukaryota, Oomycota, Peronosporomycetes, Peronosporales, Peronosporaceae. The record is from RefSeq and is a predicted model, not a curated record. The transcript is spliced from 7 exons.
AUGUUUCUAGCACAAAUUCGCUUGGCUGCCGCGCCAAAACUAGAAUGUCAGGCUGGCCUUCUAAGACUUAUCGGUGGAGACUCUGUCACGCCGAGGAUGGAGAAAAAAUCGGAGAGCUCAACUCAAAACCAAGAGAAAGCUGAGGUUCUGGGUCAACCGGUGCAAAAGACAACUUUAGAAAACAGGAUAGAAAUGUGGAGCGUGGAUACUCGUCCAGCUUUUGCUGCUGAAGAUCAAUUGACACAUUAUCGAACGAUGCUUAAAGUUGGAGUCCCUCGUCCUGCUGUUGAGAGGCAAAUGCUCAAGAAUGGAAUCAAUCCUGCUGAAUUAAACGGUCCAAAUUUGAAAGGGAACAUUUGUAUCGAGAAGUGCCCUCAAACAGAGUCGGAUGCUGUUGUGGUGGCUAAAACAAUGCGUCGCAGAUGGCACUGGAAUGAAGCUUUGAAACCUGAUGAAGCUGCUUUGACAAAGGAAAAAUCGGUUUGGACUCAGUGCAGGAAAGAGGACGCACAGCGGCGAGUCUCUGUUUUGUCUCAGGCUCGCAUUCACGAGCUCUUUGUGAAAGAAAUUGACAAUUCGGAGACCGACGAACGUGAUUCACUGGCUUCGUCAACUAGUGAUACUGAUCUUUUUGUAGCCACGGAGCAUCCUUUUCCAUCAGCAAGAACAGAGAAGGUGCGAGUGAUGAAAGGAACUAAAGGCACGAACCUUGAAUUUGUCGUAAGACGUCUCAAGAUUCCUUUCGCCCAGGUGGCGAAAGAUAUAAACAUUCUGACGGCAAUGUAUCUGCAAGAUACAGAUAUUAAAACAAUGUUGGCCAUGUGGCCCAGUGUGGCUGAGCAAGUUGUUCUGGAUGAAUUUUCGGGAGAAUUUGACUUGUUAGGACGUUGUGAGCAGUUCUUGGUUAUGAUUCGUAAGGUUCCGAUGGUGAAAGAAAAGCUCCAAUGUCUCCUACUAAAACAAGAACUUCGUUCGCGAGCUGAAGAUCUGAAACAGUUGGUGGAUUUAGUGACUCGAGCUUUGAAUCAGAUUUGCUCGAGCGCAAAAUUUGGUCGAGUGAUCAGGCUUCUUCGUGAUUUUGGUAAUCUAGCAAAUGAAGAACACGUGACGAAUUUUCGAGCAACGUUCUCAUUGCAGUCGCUAUUAAGUUUGAAUCACACAAAAGCAUUUGAUCAAAAGACUACGAUUUUCGACGGGUUUUUGUAUCUCCUACAGACGGAACAUGAUGGAGAUCUUGCAUAUUUCUACGACGAGAUAAAUCUCAUAGUUCAGUGCAAGGGCGUUUCUGUCAGCGGUCUACUAUCCGAGUUCACCCAGCUUCAAGAAAGUCACUUUCUUGUCCAAGCUGUUGCCAAAGCAAGCAGCACUUCGUAUGACGAUGAUUCAAAACUUGCUCACGAUGCAUUCAAUCAAUUUGCUGAUGAAAUCAAUGACACGUUGUGUGGUGUGCAAGAAAGCUUCGACAACAUGGAAGCGAGCAAACGAAAAUUUGUGUCCUGGUUUGAAGAGAAUCCAAACGUACCAUUAGACCAGCACCUGAAGGCCAUAACUCAGUUUGCUUCUGACGUUAAAAACAGAUUCGCUGUUCUGAACAGUGCAUUGCGACAGUGUCGAAAUUAA